AAGCUUGCGGAGAAGUCUGUGGUGCGGUCGUGCGUCGAGGUUUAGUCGGCGGUGAGCGUUCGCGCGUGUUAAACGAGCGGUCUUAAACAGAGCUCGCAAGGGGGCAACGUGUAAUCUCUCUCCUCGUUCCACCGUUCGUAUGGUAAUGGCACCAUUGAAACUUGCGGAUGAUCAGCGUUUUGCAUUGGGCAAAUUCAGACGCAGCGUACAGGACGUUUUGCAACCUCAUCACGAUGAUCAGUUUCUCGUUCGUUGGCUCCGUGCCAGAAAAUGGGAUCCAAAUGCUGCCGAAAAAAUGCUCCGCGAGUCUUUAGAAUGGAGAAAGGAAUGGGGUGUCGACAAGCUCGAGGAGUGGGAACCUCCUCAGAUAUUGACGGAUCACUUGCCUCACGGGCUCUGCGGUUUCGACAAGGAAGGAGCUCCCGUUGCAGUGGUGCCAUUCGCUGGCCUCGAUCUUUACGGCAUUCUUCACGUUGCUCCGCGAAAUGACAUGAUAAGAAUAACGAUAAAGCAUCUCGAGCGAUACAUGAAAGUUUGCGAGGAACAAGCCAAGAAGCACGGCCCAGCGGCUGGUCAAGUCGUCGUUAUAUUCGACAUGGAGGACUUCAAUCUUCGCCAGUACAUGUGGAGGCCUGCUGGAGAAGUCAUAAUCGCACUUAUACAAAUGUACGAAGCGAAUUAUCCUGAAAUAUUGAAAACUUGCUUCAUUAUAAAUGCUCCGAAAGUCUUCGCCCUCGCAUUUUCGAUCGCCAAAAAAUUCAUGAACGAAUACACGCUCUCAAAGAUUCAAAUACACAAGGCUGAUCCGGAGCGGUGGAAAUCUGAGAUUCUUAAAAUGGUUUCGAAGGAUCAACUGCCUGAACAUUUCGGUGGUAUACUCAGAGAUCCUGAUGGAAAUCCUCGUCUGGCGACGAAAAUUUGUCAAGGUGGCAAAAUACCGAAGGAAAAAUAUACGAAAAACAUUGAAAAGGAAAAAGAUAUCGAAGAUUUUGAGACCGUUACCGUGAAGAAAGGCGACAAAUUUAAAAUCGAUUUUACUCCUGAGAAAAUCGGCUCCAUACUCAGCUGGGAAUUCCGAUCCGAAGGUCAUGACAUCAAAUUUGGCAUCGUCAGGAAAAAUGAGGAUGGUGGACACGAAGAAAUCGUCCCGAUCCAUCGAGUGGCUGCUCAUCAACUUGACGAAGUCGGAGUACUCACUUGUGAUUUGCCCACGACCUAUUCCGUGGUGUUUGACAAUACGUACAGUAUGCUCAGAAACAAGAAGGUUCAUUAUUCUGUGCGAGUCACCGCACCCACUGAGGAUCUAACUAAACUAGCGCUAUCAGAAGCAUGAUGAAGGAAUUCUUCCCCACAAGCUGGUUGAAAGCUGUGCGACAGCCACAAAUUGUGUUGAAAAAAUUUUGUUUUUUUGUUCUAAAGAGUAUUGUAUAUUUUCUAACUGGUGUUGUUUGUAUUUCUAGGUUCAUUGUUGUAAAUAUAUGUAUUUUUGUGAUGGGGAGAAAUUCGA
Venturia canescens is the source of this 1507-nucleotide messenger RNA. Its product is annotated as SEC14-like protein 2. Bases 140 to 1333 code for a protein of 397 amino acids. The transcript has 9 exons. The record is from RefSeq and is a predicted model, not a curated record. Lineage: Eukaryota; Metazoa; Arthropoda; Insecta; Hymenoptera; Ichneumonidae. Gene Ontology annotation, cellular component: cytoplasm.